Messenger RNA from Scutellospora calospora, 297 nucleotides. The record is from the annotation of a GenBank genome assembly. Lineage: Eukaryota; Fungi; Glomeromycota; Glomeromycetes; Diversisporales; Gigasporaceae.
GUACAAAAAGGAAAGCAUUGACAAAGUAUCCAGCUUUAGAAGUUGCUUUGGUUGAGGAUAAGAGAACGGAAAAAAAUCAGCACGAAAAAUCAAAUUUUGAGCAUAAAUAUCCUUUGCUUGUAAAAUUAGCAAUUAAAUUAUUAUCAAUACCAACUUUGUCAGCUUUAGCUAAACGUAAUUGGUCACAGUUUGGAUUUAUUUAUAGCAAAUUUUAUGCUAGAUUAGAUAAUAAUAAAGUUAAAAAAUUAGUUGCUGUAUCUCAAAAACUUAGAAUUCAAAAAAAUAUUGUAGAGGAUA